This is a messenger RNA of Ophidiomyces ophidiicola, 174 nucleotides long. RefSeq lists its product as uncharacterized. Bases 1 to 174 code for a protein of 57 amino acids. The transcript is spliced from 2 exons. The record is from RefSeq and is a predicted model, not a curated record. NCBI's taxonomy places the organism in Eukaryota, Fungi, Ascomycota, Eurotiomycetes, Onygenales, Onygenaceae.
AUGAAGCUGUCUGAAGUCUUUCAAAAUCUAUCCUUCCAUGUAGUCACUGUCAACACAUAUAUCAUGAAGGUUUUGGAGACUGAUGGGGUGGAUGUUGGUGAAGAGAACAAUAAAGAUUCAGAUGAAGUUGAUUCAUAUAGAGAAGAUGCUGUUGAGAUUGGGGAGUGGAUCUGA